This is a messenger RNA of Rhizophagus irregularis DAOM 181602=DAOM 197198, 1165 nucleotides long. The record is from RefSeq and is a predicted model, not a curated record. Lineage: Eukaryota; Fungi; Glomeromycota; Glomeromycetes; Glomerales; Glomeraceae.
AAAAAAAAAAAAAAAAAAAAAAAUGAGUUCAAUUUUUGAAAUAAAAUUAGGAGAACCACGGCCAAAAACAAGUUGGGUAUGGCCAUAUUUUGAAGUAAAGACUUUACAAGAUGGAGAAAGUGUAGCGACUUGUAAUAUUUGUAAUAAAACUUUUAAACAUGGUGGAUCCACUUCAAAUUUAAUAAAUCAUCUGGCUAAAACUCAUAAAGUUUUUAAACCUGAUAAUAAUAAUUACAAUAAUUCAAGUGGCAGUGGGCUUAAUAACAAUAAUAAAAGAGGAAGUUAUAGUAGUGUUAGCGGUGUUAAUGAAUUUUCAAGUAAUUUUGGAGGUGAAUUUGUAGCUCAAGUUAAUACUAUUUAUGAUCCUAAUCAACAACAACAAAAUUAUCCAUUAUUACCACAAUAUCCUUUAGAGGAAGAAAUGUUACAUCAUCAUCCUCAUGUGGUAGAUGGUGAUAUAAAUGUUAGAAAAAUUAAACAUCAAAAAUUAAUUCAAAAUCAUCCGUUGGAAUUUUUAUUUGGAACUUGGUAUGGACAAGGUAGUGGCAGAUUCGAAGGUAUUAAUGACUUUAUUUAUAAUGAAGAAAUUACCAUUUACCCCGAUGAAGCUGGUAGAGGUUGGUUAUAUUAUAAGCAGAGAACGUGGAAUCCUAUGAAAAACAAUUCAAAUUUUCAUAGCGAAAUGGGAUAUAUUAGAACGCCUGGAAUGAGCGAUAAAGUUGAAUUAGUUUUGGCUCAACCAACUGGAAUCGCUUCAAUCGAAGAAGGUAGGAUUGAUGGUACCACAAUUAUGUUUAGAUCAACCAAUAUCUCAAGAUCCGCCACUGCUAAGCCUCCUCAUGUUGUAGAGUACACUCGGACUUGGAUGGUAGAUCCUAUAAACGACACAAUGACAUAUGUAUUUAAUAUGUCAACACAAAGUAAGCAAAUGGCUCAACAUCUUAAUGCCACCUUAAGAAGAGUUUCUUUCUUAAACAAUAAUCUCUGAUUAAAUUCUAAUUAAGCAUUAUUCAUAUAUUAAGAGAAGUAAAAAGAAAUAAAGGUCAAUGCAGUAAUGUAUUAAUAAGGUUAAAUUAAUAAUAAAAAAAAAAAUCUAAGGCUAAUAUUAUUUAUAAAAUAUAUGAUUUAAUAAUUUUAUGAAAUAAUACAGUUAUGGUUAGGCUAG